This is a messenger RNA of Eutrema salsugineum, 429 nucleotides long. Its product is annotated as S-protein homolog 17. The record is from RefSeq and is a predicted model, not a curated record. NCBI's taxonomy places the organism in Eukaryota, Viridiplantae, Streptophyta, Magnoliopsida, Brassicales, Brassicaceae.
AUGAAAACUCUCUCAAUCUUUCUAUUUGUUCUUAGCAUCUGCAUGAUUAGCCAUGUAUAUGGACAAUCAGUAGGUGCCGGAUUCAAUAUCUCGAACGAACUUCAAAAUAAGAAAAAACUUUGGUUUAGCUGUUACUCUGGAGACGACAGGAUAACUCCAGGAACACUAGAACCCGGAGCAAGUUGGGGCAGAAAUUUUAAGACUAACAUUUGGGGGAAUACACGGUUCAUGUGUACGUUGAAACAAGGGCCUAACUAUAGACAUCAUCAGAGCUUUACAGCAUAAACAUUUAAACAGGAAAGUUUUAAAGAUGUUGGAAGCAGGUGGGAUUGGAGAGCCAGAGAAAAUGGCAUUUAUUUGAAAGUGUGGGGCGGUAAAGAUUCAAGAAGCAAGGUCAAUAUGCAUAAAAAGUAUGAUUGGAUAUAUUAG